AUGAUCUCGCCGGACGACGACGACAACAAAACCGUCAUGCAAUUCUGGGUGCCCACGACAAUAAAUCCCCACAAGCCAAACCUAAUCCUAAUUCACGGCUUCGGCGGAUCGUCCAGGUGGCAAUUCUUCUGCCAAAUCUGGCACCUGUCUCGGAAAGUAAACCUCUUCGUGCCUGACCUCUUGUUCUUCGGCGACUCCUACUCCGGCAGAUCCGACCGGUCCGACGUCUUCCAAGCCAAAUGCGUCGUCCAAGGGAUGAAGAAACUGGGUGUGAAUAGGUUCAGUGUGGCCGGAAUUAGUUAUGGAGGGUACGUGACUUAUAAAAUUGCUGAGAUGUGCCCUAAGGAAGUGGAAAAGGUUGUGAUUGUGAGCAGUGGGAUUUGCUAUACGGAAGAACAGAAGACGGAGCAUUUGAAUAAGAUUGGAAGGAGUCCAUUGGAAUUGCUUGUGCCAGAGAAUCCUGAAGAUCUUCGUUGUUUGUUAAACUUGUGUUUGCACAGAUUUGAUUUGCUUCAAAGGUUGCCAGAUUUUAUCCUGCGAGAGGCCAUCGAGGCGGUGCUAAAGGAAAAUCGGAAGGAGAAAUGUGAGAUUCUAGACUACUUAUUAAAUAGAGAAGCAGAUUCAAAGCCUGGAAUUUUAAUUCAGAGGGAGUAUAUUGUGGUAUUGAAAUGUGUUGCAUUUAGUAUUAUGUUAAGAUUUGACUCGUUGUUAAUGUACGUAUGUAUGAAGGAAACAUUGAUAAUCUGGGGCGACAAGGACAGAAUGUUUCCCAUAAAACAAGCCUACGAAUUGCAAAGACAUCUGGAAGGAAGAGCCAAGGUACAGGUCAUGAAGGACGCAGGCCAUGCCCUCAACUUUGAUUCCCCUCUUGCCAUGAACAACUCCAUCAUUUCAUUCCUCCAAAACCAAUAA
Molecule: messenger RNA, 912 nt
Organism: Neltuma alba
Lineage: Eukaryota; Viridiplantae; Streptophyta; Magnoliopsida; Fabales; Fabaceae
Product: monoacylglycerol lipase ABHD6
Exons: 4
Coding region: 1-912 (303 amino acids)
Source: RefSeq, a predicted model, not a curated record